Molecule: messenger RNA, 2734 nt
Organism: Haliotis rubra (blacklip abalone)
Lineage: Eukaryota; Metazoa; Mollusca; Gastropoda; Lepetellida; Haliotidae
Exons: 2
Coding region: 134-1882 (582 amino acids)
Source: RefSeq, a predicted model, not a curated record
CCUUUGACAAAUGGUACCUUCCUGAGCCACUGGCAUGGUCUUGUUUUACAAAGCUUUGGAGAAAGAUGGUUUCAAACUCAGGCUUGCCCUUUCGGAAGAAAAUAUUUUGAAGAGUGAACCUUGAUGGAAAGAGAUGGAUAAGCAGUACUCAGUGGAGUUCUUUACCUCCUUUGUGGAGCAGCUUCAAGAUGUGUGUCGCAACUACCUCCAGUUCAGUCAGUUUGUUGAGGUCAGUGGCUAUGUGUGUGUGGAGAUCGACAACAUGAAGAAGGAGAGAUACGUCCUGAGUGAACUGCUACAGAACAGUGGUAAUGUGGUUAGUGAGAGCUACUGUACAAAGUCGUUUGAGACAAGUGGAAGAACUACUAGUAAGUCUUUUUUUCAUCAUGCUCAAAUGGACUCAAGUCAAACCGAUCUGGGGACCAACAGAAGUUGGGGACAAGUAAACAAGGAAAAUAUGUUCCGUCAAAAUCGCAGAAAAAGACCCUAUCCUAAUCCUGAGUUGUACCGUUUUCAGGAUACCACUGAUGCAGGACAACACUCUCAGUCUCCAAUCUCUUGUGACCAGGAGGCAUCAAAUGAUGGCUUUUCACACCCAGUUGAUGUUAAAUUCCAGAGAACUCCAAGUAGUAAGGCCAGCAUUGUAAGGCACUUCAAUAUCACCAAACCAGCAACACAACCUUUACCAACCAGUAUUCACUGUGACCCAGUGUAUCCUGCAGCUAGUCCUUCUGAUGAAAGAACUGAAAAGUUUGAAAGUUAUCAACCUCCGAUAUCAACAAAUUCUUCACCAUUUGUUUGUGGAACAUCUACCGAUUCUAGUCCUGCACCUGAAAACCAUGGUCUCGGUACAGACAUCAUGGCAAAACCAGCAGUUCUUGAUAAAACUGUAUUAGAUGAAAUCCUUGUGACUUUACCCCAGAGAACAUCAGAGCAGCCACACCCAGAAUCUGUUACAGAAACUGAAGAAGUCAUAGAUCUGGAUCUGUUUGAGGAUGAUCUGGACCUGGAUGAGGAAAGCUGCCAGGCUGCUUCUGGGAUAGCUCCAGUUCAUUCUUCAGGCACAGUUCAGAACAGGAGGCUCCAUUUGAGCCCAGGAACUCAGGUGCUUGUCAGGAAUUCGGUGAAUCAGUUCAAAAGGUUUCUGUUUGAGAAAUAUCAAGAAGACUUUGAUUUAGUUUCAUGUACUCCAGAGAAACUGAACAUGUUGUUGCUGGAUUAUUUGAGAGAGGCCAGAAAGGUCGAUGGGGGAGAAUUGAAGGGUCGUUCACUGAAAUGUGUCCAGGAACGUCUUGACAUCUUCUUAAAGGAUGCAGGCUAUCCUUAUUCAAUCACCAAAGACAGAGAGUUCCAGUUGUCCCGAGAUUACCUCAAGAAGAAGAUUACUGAAGAUGGGAAGACUGUGUCUCCCAAACAUUCUCCAGUGGACAGUAACGACAUCGAAUUACUCUUCCAGACCGGUCACCUUGGAGGACACAGCUUGGAAACUCUCAUUAACAGUAUGUGGUUCCUAAACUCGAAGUUCUUUGGACUCAGAGGCCCAGCCUAUCAUGUGGACUUGAAAUGGGGUGAUAUUGUCCUGAAGGCUAAUCAUGAGGGCCAUGAGUAUUUGGAGAGGAAGCUGAACAGUGCUUUCUCCCUCAAGGUUUAUGAAAAACCAGAUAAUCCGUCAAGAUGUUUUGUCAACAUGUACAAGCAGUACAGAUAUUUGAGACCAAAGAUAGCUAUGGAUGAAGGGUAUUCAUUUUACCUGAAGUAUAGUAGGGCCACUGGCCAGGACCUAAGGUACCUGCCAGAGCCAAUGGUUUAUCAUCAGUUCACCAACAUCUGGAGGAAGAUUGUUGUUGCUUCAGGUCUUCCUCUGAAGAAGAAGAUUAUGUGAACCGUGGUGUUUAGCUUUGUUAACAGGGUCUGUGGUUUCACUGACAUGGACAAAAAUACAUUCUAGUUUUUUUACAUUGGCGUAGAAAGGUGAGGACCCUAAGGAUAAUCUUUCUCAGUGACCCAAAAAUUAGAGAACUGCAUAACGAAAUAAUUAAGUAGAAGUUUAUAGAGAGUAGUCUAUCAUACAAACACUGAAACAAAUAUACCCAAUGCAGCCCACGAAUAUCUGGCCAGUCUGGAUUACCAGUUUCUGAAAGAAAGUCUUUGGGAUCAUUUUAUUGUAUUAUAUGAAUAUAAUUUAGGAACUGUAUAGUAGGUUUGCUUCAGAGACUAGUAUUAGUCUACAGAGUGUCUUUAGGACCACGAUUCACAUAGUUUCAUAACCUAGACACGUUAUUUAAACAAAUGGGGCGGUUGGGUAGCCUCGUGGUUAAAGUGUGCUCUCGUCACGCUGAAGACCCGAGUUCGAUUCCCCACAUGGGCACAACAUGUGAAGCCCAUUUCUGGUGUCCCCCUGCCAAAAUAUUGCUGGAGUAUUGCUAAAAGCAGUGUAAACCAUACUCACUCACUAUUUAAACAACACUCCAUACAAAUCUGUUACAGCAAAGCAAACUUGUCGUAAGAGGCGACUAAUGGGAUUCAAUGGUCAGAUUCUCUGACUUUGUUGACAUAUAUAUUGUAGGAAUUGUUACUCAGCAUUAUGUAUUUUGAUUAUAUCUGAAUUCUUUUGAUCACAUUUAUCAACAUUUUGAUGAUUGUGAGAAAUAUAUUUUGUAUCAUCAUUACAAAUUUCUUUGUUGCAUAUUAGUAAAUAUGGAGAGUUGAUCAAAUGUAUCAGCUGAGGCAGUUG